AUGGUCAAGGGUGCUCCAUUAGACAAGCAGUGCCCCAACGCGGCGCUCCACCAGCGAGGGGCACCUCAGAACUAUCACCCGAUCAAGCAUGCCGACUUCCUUCGACUUCUCUGCGAUCAGCUGAAGACGUCGCUGGACGACGGUGUCACAAAGCUGGGGCUAGAAGGCUCACAAGGCGUGCUGUUCCAGGUCACCCUGCUAGCAUACGGGUAUACCUUCGUAAGCAAGGGCACUGUGGCGGCGUUCAUACCAAACCUGGAACACGAAGCGGCUGUUUACAAGCACCUUGAGCAAAUGCAGGGGACUGCAGUGCCUAUAUUUCUAGGGGACGUGGAUCUCCGUAACAUGGGCAAGGUGUAUUAUGAUGAUCUUCGGGUCUAUAUUGAGUAUAUGUUGUUCCUAUCGUGGGGCGGCAACACAAUCGACUCAUCUGCCAGUGUGGGCAAAGUGCUGGGUUGUCUACGCUCAAUACACGAGAAGGGUGUGGUUCACGGGGAUGUGCGGCGGGCGAAUGUGUUGUUUGAUCCCAGAACGGGCCGAGUGAUGGUAGUUGAUUUCGAGCGGGCAUCGAUUGUGAAGCCGGCGCGAAGCCCGCUUGGUCAGGUAGUACCGAACAAGCGGCCAUGGGACCACGGCAGAAACAUGGAGAAGAACAUGGGACGUCCACAUUCCAGUCUAGUGGGGUUUCAGGACGAUAUUCUGGCAGUGAAUGCAGCGUUUUCACAAUGA
Molecule: messenger RNA, 729 nt
Organism: Anthostomella pinea
Lineage: Eukaryota; Fungi; Ascomycota; Sordariomycetes; Xylariales; Xylariaceae
Source: the annotation of a GenBank genome assembly